Molecule: messenger RNA, 1338 nt
Organism: Microsporum canis CBS 113480
Lineage: Eukaryota; Fungi; Ascomycota; Eurotiomycetes; Onygenales; Arthrodermataceae
Product: C3HC4 finger protein
Exons: 3
Coding region: 1-1338 (445 amino acids)
Source: RefSeq, a predicted model, not a curated record
AUGCCGCCUGAUAGACGCCUUCUUGAUCCACUGCUAAACUGGCCUAUUCCCAUAGUCACUCGCCAGACAGGCCCUGCCUUGGAGGAAGCUGACCAUCUUCAGCGGCUUCGAUAUAUGGCCACAGGACAGCCGGUUCGUUCGAUGAUGGACAUGACUUCGAGUUUGAACCAGGCCCUGAAUCAACCAGGCAUACUUUCACCUCUCAACGAUCCGUACUCGAUUCAUUUCCAUAAUGGCUUGCCUGUCCCUGACACUAGAAACCGUGCAAACCCUCAAGUAACGAGGGGUUACCUUCUGCCUCUCUCCUCACGACAGGAGAAUUCUGGUCUUAACAGCCACAAUGCUAGCAAUAGUAACAACAAUAGUUCAAACCAGCAGCACCAGCAAGGAGGAGACCAGGAUGGAUCUACCGGUGCAUCCUCACCUUUCCUUGAUUCAUACCCUAUGUCUGGAUUCACAUCACCUCAGCAGGACCAUGCUCACCCUAGUGAGGAUAAUCAGUUUGGAUUUCCCCAUGCUGGCAGCCAGGCACCAGCAAGACCUGGAUACAACGCCUACAUGCACCAGGGCCAUAUAACUGUAGGGCCUUCUGAGUAUCCAAUGGAACUGAGCCCACCGAUCCAUCAAGCCCAGCUACAGAACAUACCAUGGAUCCACAAUGGCAAUGCCGAGAAUGACCUGAACCAUACAUCUCUGCCUACAACCAGCUCAGCGACUGAUCCUCUAUCAUCAGUCCAGACGAGCACUCAAGGGAGCCAUCCAUCUGUUCCCUCCGUUGCCACUCCUCCGUCGUUGCUCCAGCGCCGCCGCAGCGCGCACGUCAUGUCCUUGGAGAACCUAGACCUCCCUGCUCGUGAAUACCGGGUAGGCAGUGAUGGAGUUACCCGCCGUCGGGUCCGUAUGAGACCACUCCGCGUAUCUCCUGCAUCUUCUUCCACCCGGCAACCAGAGACCAGCUCUCGCCAACUCCAGCCCCCUACUUCUACGGCUUCUUCUGCUACUACCAACCGUACCACUUCCCCACCCGCUCCGCCUCCAGCCCGGCCCAGUUAUGGGGAGGGAUAUCUCACCAACCUAACAGCGGACACAUAUAUGGAUACCAUUAACCGUACCAUGGAGACAACAGACUAUCCGAACCGAGUGUACUUGACACGACAAGAGCGCGAGGCCAGAAGACGAAUGAUAGCCGAAGAUCUGCUGCGUCCAAAGGAGACUGGACUGGAUACCAAACUGGACGCCAGACCGGAGCCUAAAGAUUCAGAGAGCCUGGUAAUCAAUAUGGAGUGCAAGGCCAGGGACGAUGCGGAGGCUGCCGGCGUCGUGCCCGAUAUGUCGUAA